UUUCCCCCCUUUUUUUUUUUUCCCCUCCAAGACUCUGGGACCUGGCUCAGAUUUAUGGGAUUUCUCCUGGCCCAGGGAAGAACCAAGUGGAGACAAAGCCCUGCCCUCACCUCACCAGUGCCUCCAUGCAGGCCAGGCUGCCCUGCCUGUGCUCUGCUCUGGGAAUUUUGGGAGCCUGAAGGACACCAGCCCUGCCAGCAGCUGAGGAUUUGGAAGCAAACCUGCUUUUCCUAGGAGCAAAGAUUGAGGAACAAACCCAUCAAAGCAAGCUCUGAUCAAUCCCAGGCAUUUUAGUGCUCUUUUUGAUGUUUUCUGCUGUGAAACGUUUCCAAGGUCAUUGAUUUAUUUUUUGUUUUGUUUUGUUUUAUUUUUCUCCCUUUAUUUUGAUUUUUUAUUAUUAUUUUUGGGUUGUUUUUUGGUUUUUUUUGGCCCCUCACACCAUUUUUUUGCCAUUAUGAACCGUCCAGCCCCCGUGGAAAUUACUUACGAAAAUCUGCGUUUCCUGAUCACUCACAACCCAACCAAUGCAACCCUCAGCAAGUUCAUCGAGGAGCUGAAGAAGUACGGGGUGACAACCUUGGUGCGAGUUUGUGAUGCCACUUAUGAUCAAGCUCCAAUCGAGAAAGAAGGAAUCCAAGUUCUAGACUGGCCCUUUGAUGAUGGAGCGCCGCCCCCCAGCCAGAUCGUGGAGGAUUGGCUGAACCUUUUGAAAACCAAAUUUCGGGAGGAGCCCGGGUGCUGCGUGGCCGUUCACUGUGUGGCAGGGCUGGGAAGGGCUCCCGUUCUGGUCGCGCUUGCUCUCAUUGAAUGUGGAAUGAAGUAUGAGGAUGCAGUUCAGUUUAUAAGGCAGAAAAGGAGGGGAGCUUUCAAUUCCAAACAGCUGCUUUAUCUGGAGAAAUACCGGCCCAAGAUGAGAUUACGCUUCAAAGAUGCCAACGGUCACUGCUGUGUUCAAUAAAUAAACACAAAAACCAAAAUGUUGAUCUCAAAAGGAAGGCAGAAGUGAGCGGGGGGCUCUUCUCUGGACUCUUGGCACCUGGAAAUGUGAAUCUGGAAUCAAAAAAAAAAAAAAAGAAAAAAAAAAAAAGGAAAAAAAAUGUCAUUAAAUUAGUGGUGGAGUCAGUGCUCCUGAACCUCUGUCCUUAAAAAAAAAAAAGGGUGAUGAUGAUUGAGAGGAAAAAAAACCCCAAAAUUAGAAAAAUAUAUAAUAAUAAUUAUAAUAAUAAUAAAAAAGCCAAUUAAGAGAAACAUUUCAGUGAAGGAUUGUUUUCUCCUUAAGCUGCAACCUGCAAGGAGAAAAGCAGUUUCUGAACCUUCUGUAUUUUUAACUUUUUAAGAAAAGAAAUAAAGUCAACUUUAUGUCUAAGGAAAAGCAGCAGAGCAUUGCCUUGUGCAGAAAGGAUUUUCUCGAGGUGAGAAAAGCACCCCCAGCCGGGAAUGUGAAUUCCUGAGAUGUGAAUUCCUUUAAAAAAAGGAAAUUUUUUUUGUUUUUAACGAGGGACACGAGGAGGAGCUGGCUGGGAACAGCCUGACAGCCUUAAGCCCCUUUUUUGGGCACAUCCCAGGGAUUUUGGGGGAUGUUUUCCAUGGAAUUCUGACUCCUGGGGGGCUUGAACAGGACCCUCACUGCCUAAACCCUGUGGUGAAUCUGGUUUUUUGUGGGAGUGUGUGUGUGAUCCUCUGUGUGUGUCACUCUGAUUUUUCCCAAAGAAUUCGGCUGAAAUGUUAAUUUGAGACAGAAAAUCCAUCCUGGCACACAAGACUGAUGUUCCAAAGUGUCCUGGGCGAGCGAGGGGCGAUUCAAACAAGGGUUUAAAAUUAAUUUCUCUGUCAGAAAGAUGGAAAAGGCUUUUUUAUUUUAAUUUUUUUUUGCUGCUGUCCACGUGCCCGGCCUUGCUGAGCACAGGAAAUUGGGAUUUCGAGGGAAGGCCUCACUUGGUGUGAGGGGGAAUUUUCUCAGUUGAGCCUGUGAUCCUUUUUUAUUGGGGUUUUUGGGAGGGAGAAUCCCAAUUUCCACCCCUAAAUCCUGUCACCCUUCAUCAGCACACCCUAAAAAUUUGGAUUUUUGGAAAUCUUUUUGUGGGGCUGCCAGGGAACAAAUGGAAGGUUUUGAGGAGCAAUUUUGGCCAGGCUGCUCCUGCCAGACCCAUUUUUCAUUUUGGUUGCCCCAGGAGUUACUUUGAGUACCUUGUCCUGGUGAUUUUCCAUAAUAUCCACAUUUUUUUUCCAUAAUAUCAAUAUUUUCCCCAUAAUACCCAGUUUUAGAAGGGUUUGGAUCCACCUUGCUGAGCACAGGAAGUUGGGAUUUCGAGGGAAGGCCUCACUUGGUGUGAGGGGGAAUUUUCUCAGUUGAGCCUGUGAUCCUUUUUUAUUGGGGUUUUUGGGAGGGAGAAUCCCAAUUUCCACCCCUAAAUCCUGUCACCCUUCAUCAGCACACCCUAAAAAUUUGGAUUUUUGGAGAUCUUUGUGUGAGGCUGCCAGGGAACAAAUGGAAGGAUUUGAGGAGCAAUUUUGGCCAGGCUGCUCCUGCCAGACCCAUUUUUCAUUUUGGUUGCCCCAGGAGUUACUUUGAGUACCUUGUCCUGGUAAUUUUCCAUAAUAUCCACAUUUUUUUUUCCAUAAUAUCAAUAUUUUUCCCCAUAAUACCCAGUUUUAGAAGGGUUUGGAUCCACCUUGCUGAGCACAGGAAAUUGGGAUUUCGAGGGAAGGCCUCACUUGGUGUGAGGGGGAAUUUUCUCAGCUGAGCCUCUGAUUCUUUUUUAUUGGGGUUUUUGGGAGGGAGAAUCCCAAUUUCCACCCUAAAUCCUGUCACCCUUCAUCAGCACACCCUAAAAAUUUGGAUUUUUGGAGAUCUUUUUGUGGGGCUGCCAGGGAACAAAUGGAAGGAUUUGAGGAGCAAUUUUGGCCAGACUGCUUCUACCAGACACAAUUUUAAUUUUGGCUGCCCCAGAUGGGAUCUUGCACGUUCUCCUGGCUAAUUUUCCACAAUAUCCAUUUUUUUUCCAUAAUACCCAUAUAUUUCCCCAUAAUACCCAGCCUUGGAUGGGUUUGGAUCCAGGUUUUGGGCCCUGUUCCCUCAGGAUAUUUUGAAAUUUGGGUUUUUUGGGUUGUACCUGCAGCAAGUGAGGUUUCAUCCCCAUCCCUUCCUCAUCCUCCCUUUCUCAGGAUUUCCCCUUUUCCCAAACUCCUGCAGGAGCCUUUCCAGAACACAGAAAAUGGAUUUUAGGAAUUCCAGCCUUGGCAGAGAUUUUAAUAAAUUGACCCAGAAAAUGUCAGUGCUUGUCAAAGUCCCUCAGGUGAGCUCCCCAAACCCUCCCUGCCUUCAGGCUGUGCUGAAUCCCCUCCUCCCUGUGGAAUAUUCUGAUUUUUCCAUGGAUCAAGGAGAGCUGGAAGUGUUUUUUGGGGUGGGUGCUGCCCUGAGGAGGGAGGGAAAUGGUGCUGAAAUCCCAAUUCUGCCCUUUGCCUUCCCCUCCCACCCUCAGAGCCUGAGGAGUCGAUAAAAACGGACCUUUCUGCAAAGAGAAAAAAAAUGGAAUUUUGAGCCAAAGGUAUCCCGGUUUUUAAACCAAUUUGACAAAUUCUGGAAUUCAGAUGAGAGGGGACGGUGCUGAGCUGAAUGCAAACCCCAACUCCUCCUGAAGAACCAUAAAAUAAACCAAAUUUUAAAUGCUCCAUGUAUAACUUCACAUUCUUCCUCCUGUUCCCCUAAUUCCCCCCUUUGAUUUAUGAUGUCCUAAUUAUCAUAUCCAGCCUUAAUUAGAUGGGGAAAUGCAGAUUGUCCCGGUGUCCCCAGGAGCUGGGGAUGUCACUGUGCCCCAGGCGCAGCUCCUGGCUCAGCACUUGAACCUGGUGCAAUAAAGUUCUUGCAGUAAAAAUCUC
Molecule: messenger RNA, 3879 nt
Organism: Agelaius phoeniceus (red-winged blackbird)
Lineage: Eukaryota; Metazoa; Chordata; Aves; Passeriformes; Icteridae
Gene: PTP4A2
Product: protein tyrosine phosphatase 4A2
Biological process (GO): protein dephosphorylation
Source: RefSeq, a predicted model, not a curated record